UUGAUUUUCGGCCGAAAAAAAUGAUUUUCGGCCGAAUUUCGGCCGUCUCGCUAGGGCCCGAUAUAUGGGCCUAUCGGCCGAAUAAUUCGGCCCAGUUUGAAUUUUUUUUGCCCGGCCCAGCUUCGAGAGCCUUCUAGUUAGCUUCCGCUGAGACAAAACCACGAAACCCAAACGGCCUAACCCUAGAAUCACUCGUUCCCUGUCCCUCUUCCUGUGUGCGGCGCCGCCGCCGCGCACAGGCCACAUCUCCUCGCCCUCCUCCACAUCUCCGGCCAAGGCGCUCGCUUCUCUGGCCGUCCUCCACAUCUCCUCGCCUCCACCCCAUCCACUUCCUGUCCUUUGCUUCUCCAAGACUGCAGCAUGGUGCUUGGCGGCUGCGGCAACGGAGCUGAUGGAGCGCAAGCCGACCAGUUCAACGGAGGCAGUAGCACGGAGCAGCGGCAGCAGCAUGGAGGGCGUCCGCUUGACUGGGAAGGUAAUGGAACUGCAAAUAGGAAUGGCAGCGGCAACCAUGAUGCAAGUGCAAGUGGUUCUCAAAGCUCUUGGAAAGGAAUUAAAGAUAAUAACUUAUAUGAUCCUUGGAACCAUACAUGGCCGUAUUCUGGGGGUUUUCAUUGUAUGUACUGUGGCCUAAAGCACAAAGGUGGAGGUGCAACCCGUGCCAAGGAGCACCUUGGUUGGAUUGUAGGUAACGUGAGGAGCUGCCCAAAUGUGCCAAGAAAUGUGAGAGAUGCAAUGAGAGAGUGCCGGGAUGAAUCGAAGAGGAAGAAAAGAGAGAAACAAAAUAGCAGGCUGAGAAUUGAAAGAAAUAUUAUGGAAGGGCUGUAUCAACAAGGAAGGGUGAUUAACAUAAUAGAUGAUGAUGAAGAAGAAAUUCAGAUGAAUAUUCGAGAGGCAUUGCGUGACCCGAAUGUCUCCCGCAGAGUUGAUAGGAGGAUUGGCAAGGGGAGUGUGGGUGAUGUGCGAGUUGAUGUUGGCAAAAAGAGUAUCACCGCAUAUUUUGACAAGCAAUUAUGCAGCAACAAAGUAUCUAUGCAGCCCAAGAUCAGUAGUGCUUUGGACCCUAAUUCGAGAGAUGCACUUGGCCUAGCUUGGUCCAAGUUUUUUCAUGCCAAUGAUAUUGCUGGACGUAAAGCUGACUGUCCAUACUUCCGAGCUGCUAUGAAGAUCACUCAACAAUUAGGACCUACUCCUAUACCAACCGCGAAGGAGAUUGAUGGAAAAUAUUUGGAUGCAAACUAUGAUGAAGCAACUUCGUUUCUUCAGAAAUUCAAACAAGAUUGGAAAAACUUUGGUGUGACUCUUAUGUGUGACUCUUGGACUGGUCCAACAGGAAUGUGUCUCAUAAACUUCAUGGUGUAUUGCAAUACACGAAUGUUCUUCCUUAAUACUAUUGAUGCAUCCGGUCAGACUCAGAAUUCAGGUUACUUCCUCCUCUUCUUCGCGUUUUACUUUCUUCUUGAAUACUUGGAUUUGUCCUAG
This is a messenger RNA of Triticum dicoccoides, 1482 nucleotides long. RefSeq lists its product as uncharacterized. The coding region runs from base 361 to 1482 and encodes 373 amino acids. The record is from RefSeq and is a predicted model, not a curated record. Lineage: Eukaryota; Viridiplantae; Streptophyta; Magnoliopsida; Poales; Poaceae. The transcript is spliced from 3 exons.